Molecule: messenger RNA, 1194 nt
Organism: Cimex lectularius (bed bug)
Lineage: Eukaryota; Metazoa; Arthropoda; Insecta; Hemiptera; Cimicidae
Gene: Tpst
Product: protein-tyrosine sulfotransferase
Exons: 7
Coding region: 1-1194 (397 amino acids)
Biological process (GO): peptidyl-tyrosine sulfation
Cellular component (GO): Golgi apparatus
Molecular function (GO): protein-tyrosine sulfotransferase activity
Source: RefSeq, a predicted model, not a curated record
AUGCUCAAACCCAGCUUCGCCUACGAGAUAAAAGACGUGACGCACAAUAACGGAAUUCUGCCGAUUAGCUUAGGAAUUGUGAAGCAUGAAGGUAGCAGCAGGAUGAACCGAGGAGGGAGGAGAUGGCUGAUCCUGGUGGCGGUAGGGCUGUUCUUCCUUUACGUCACUUACAAGCUGCAGUAUUGCUCCAACUCCUCAGGCCCAGGAUCAGUCAUGUUGUCCAAAGAGAACUUCAUGGUCGGCAAGAACAACCGGAUUUACCAUUAUGACCGACUCAUGCCGCUCAUCUUUAUCGGCGGGGUGCCUCGGUCGGGCACGACUUUGAUGAGGGCGAUGCUCGACGCCCAUCCUGAAGUCAGAUGCGGACAAGAAACAAGAGUGAUACCUAGGAUCCUGCAAAUGAGGACUCAUUGGAUUAAGUCCAAAAAGGAGACAUUCCGGUUGGAAGAAGCAGGCGUUAACAAUGAGGUCCUGGACGCUGCAGUCGCUGCGUUUUGCUUGGAGGUGAUCGCCAGGCACGGCGAGCCUGCUGAAAGGCUCUGCAACAAAGACCCACUGACACUGAAAGCAGCCGACUACCUGUCCUUGCUCUUUCCCAACUCCAAAUUCAUUUUUAUGGUCAGGGAUGGCCGAGCGACAGUCCAUUCCAUCAUAUCAAGAAAGGUGACUAUAACAGGGUUCGACUUGACAGAUUACAGGCAGUGCAUGACUAAGUGGAACGACGCUAUCAAAGUGAUGUACGAUAAGUGCCUGUCGGUGGGAAAGUCCCGUUGUAUGAUUGUUUACUAUGAACAGCUCGUCUUGCACCCGUCUGCUUGGCUACGGAGAAUCCUCAACUUCUUGGACGUGGAAUGGGACGAUGCCGUGUUGCACCACGAGGACCACAUUAACGAGCCCGGCGGUGUACUUCUGUCCAAAGUGGAGAGGUCGUCCGAUCAAGUCAUCAAGCCGGUCAACAUAGAAGCGCUGACCAAAUGGGUAGGCCAUUUUCCAGAAGACGUCGUCCGGGACAUGGCCACUAUCGCUCCCAUGCUCUCCAGGCUCGGGUACGACCCAAGGGCGAAUCCUCCGAACUACGGUCAGCCGGACUCAAUAGUCCUGGACAAUACGCGAAAAGUCAAAGAGAACAGCAAAGAGUGGGAGCAAAAAGCCGGCGAACUUCUCAUGAAAGGCUCGUCACCGGAAAACGCGUGA